Messenger RNA from Brenthis ino (lesser marbled fritillary), 861 nucleotides. The record is from the annotation of a GenBank genome assembly. Lineage: Eukaryota; Metazoa; Arthropoda; Insecta; Lepidoptera; Nymphalidae.
AUGGCGAACCCUACUAUCGGGGCCUCGUUUGAUCAUAAUGAUAUGACCAGCUGGUAUUUCGGCGGUCUAUCUAGAGCUGAGGCAUCUAAAUUGCUGCUCAAUGAGACUGAAAGUGGUGUAUUCCUUGUGCGAGACUCGAAGACUAUACAUGGCGAUUAUGUGUUAUGUGUCAGAGAAGACGAUCGAGUAUCCCACUACAUAAUCAACCGUGUGGUGUCAGCAGACGGAACUACCAGAUUCAGGAUUGGCACCCAAUUGUUUGCUGAUAUGCCAGCACUUUUAGCCUUCUACAGACUGCACUAUUUGGAUACGACGCCGUUGGUGAGGCCGUUGUCGCAGGCGAGCGCGCAGGCGACGCCGGCCGCUACGCCUCACUUGUACCACGUGUUGGAAGUCGUUAUAGCCAAAUUUGAUUUUGUUGGCAGUGACGCAGACGACCUGCCCUUCUGUCGCGGGGAGAAGCUGAUGGUGAUUAACCGGGACGAGGAGCAGUGGUGGACCGCCAGGAACGCGCAGGGCAGGAUCGGCUCCAUCCCGGUACCGUAUGUGCAGAGGUUGCUAGACCCGUCGGGCGUGCCGUACCCGCCCACGGAGGCGCUCGGCCAGCUCGACCCGCCCAGCCCGCCUAGCAACAAGCAGCCGCAGAAGGGGACUAACAUGCAGCGGUCGCUGCCGGCGCUGGCGCGCGUGCGGCAGUCGCGCGUGCCCAACGCGUACGACAAGACCGCGCUCAAGCUGCAGGAGGGCGACAUACUCAAGGUGACAAAAAUGAACAUAAACGGUCAAUGGGAGGGCGAACUCAACGGCAAAGUGGGGCACUUUCCCUUCACAUACGUGGAAUUUCUCGACGACCUGCCCAGC